AUGAGAUUGGCUAAACUGAGAUCCAUUGCAUCGUCAAAGUUGUGGAGUUCUGUUGUGUUGAAUCAAAAGAAACAGAGCAGCAGCAAACUAAGAAGCUUUGACGUGAUGGCCCUCCAACCAGAUAACAGUACAAUCAAAAGUAGAGAGAUUGGAGGAUCUGGAAUUGACCUUAGGAGCAAGUCAAGGACGCUUGAAAAGCCCGUGGAAGAUCCUUCUGAGCUUCCCAAGUGGAACUAUGAUGGUUCGAGUAGCAGACAAGCACCUGGUGAAGACAGUGAAGUGAUUCUAUAG
Eruca vesicaria subsp. sativa (arugula) is the source of this 291-nucleotide messenger RNA. The record is from the annotation of a GenBank genome assembly. NCBI's taxonomy places the organism in Eukaryota, Viridiplantae, Streptophyta, Magnoliopsida, Brassicales, Brassicaceae.